AUGGUAUCUUAUCAUGUUUACGUACCAUUGCUAUUGAGGCUUGCAAAUGAUGUGGAGGAAAAUCCCGGCCCAAUUAACAUUUAUGAUAUUGUUGAUCAUAGUUUUACGGUUCGAGCAGACUUCAACCAAGGUAAUAUAUCCAUGUUUGGCAUAAAUGCUGGAAAACAAUGUGUUGCCAUGUCAAUUUAUGCUAUUGUAUACAAUGAAAUAAAAUUUGUUAAUAUUUGGGAUACACCACUUAUGAACAUGCUUCUAGUUAAUGCAAACAAUCUUUAUUCCAUAAUUAGUCAGCACAUUCAGAAAGAUUUCUUGUUGCUCACUGAUGUUCCUGAAAUAUUGUCUAUCAACAAUGAUACUUUUAAUUUGGAGUACAGUGACUCUUUUUCUGGAGCAUUAUGGAUGGAAUAUAACAAUGAACCGUAUGUUACACUUGAACACGCCUUUCAUGAAUUAUUUGAUGCGG
Molecule: messenger RNA, 463 nt
Organism: Paramuricea clavata
Lineage: Eukaryota; Metazoa; Cnidaria; Anthozoa; Malacalcyonacea; Plexauridae
Source: the annotation of a GenBank genome assembly